GGAGCGUGGGGGUGUUUGACACACCGUCCCUGGGCGGGAGUCGCGGGGUCAGCACUCGUGUCUCAGGGCCGUGUGGGGCCGGGGCUGUUCUGUUCCCCGGGCCGGCCUUUCUGAGCCCCCGGGCGCGCACAGCAAUGAGUGACGAUGAGCAGGACUGGCUGGCUCUGAGGCCCCAGGAACCUUCUCCAUCCCAGUGCUGYGGCAGCGGCUGCAAACCCUGCAUCUACGAUGUGUACGAGAAGGAGCUUGCACAGUGGGAGAGAGCCAAGGCAAUGCGAGACAAAAGCCUUCUCAUGGGAAAGAAGGAGGAGAGCRAUAAUUCAGAGCUGAAUCCAGAUACAUUCACUGCGUUCAGCGUGAGCUCGGUGGAGCAGCUGACAGAGGACACCUACCAGUACAGAUUUGAAUUACCGGGAAAUAGCAGCCUGCGAUUGAGUUUAGGACAACAUAUCGUGUUAAGAGGARUGAUGAAUGGUUUGGAAGUCCAGAGAGCCUACACUCCAAUUAGCCCUAGGAAUGCAGAAGGUUACUUUGAAGUUCUAAUUAAAUGCUAUGAAGCUGGGCUAAUGUCACAAUACAUAAAAACGUGGAAAAGAGGAGACGUGGUCUUUUGGCGUGGGCCGUUUGGAGGAUUCCCAUAUGAACCUAAUAAGCAUGGAGAACUCCUCAUGCUGGCCUCUGGCACCGGCCUUGCACCAAUGAUUCCCAUCCUCCAGUCCAUAACAGAUGAUGAAGAGGAUGAAACCUUUGUAACUCUUGUUGGCUGCUUCCCUACCUUUGACAAAAUUUAUUUGAAGCCUCUUCUGCAGGAUCUGGCUCGGUACUGGAACAUCAGAAUAUUUUAUGUCCUAAGCCAGGAAACUUCGCUGGAAAAGCUUCCUCAGAGCUACCAGGAAAACUCAUACACUGGUCAUCUCGAUGAAGACUUGAUGAAGACAAUAAUAAAUUCCUGUCGAAGAAAGCCAUUUGUAUUGAUCUGUGGCUCUUCUGCAUUCARUGAAGAUAUGAGUAGAUACUUGAAAGCUGCAGGAAUUGAAGGAAAUUCCUGUUUUGUCUUUUAGCAGGAUAUUCCUGACCUGAGGAACCAUAGGCUGAGCCUUGGAUGUCCUUGCUUCUUUGCAGACGUUGCACAAAAUGGGCCUGCUCAGAAGACUGAGCUCCUUGGAGCAACUGUUUGUCUCCAGAAACAGGUGCCAUUCCAGAGCUGCUGUAGCUGGUGUGCCACCCACACCUCAGGGACCAGUGUGGUAAUUYUAAUGGAAGUCUUCAAGUGCAAUUUUAAAGAGACAUCUCCUAAGGGGGUACUAAAAAGCAUCCAUGAACACAGCUCUGCUGUAAUAUGAAGAUUGGUGACUUGCUUUGCAAUCUGUGUUAWUCUGCAAUGAUGUUGUGCCCUGUGAGGUGUCCAGAGGAGAUUUAAUCCUUAGGGAUUCUUGCCAGGUCAAGGGAACAGCAGAGUCUGGAUCAUUGUGGUUCUGGCAUGUGCAGGAUGAUGUCAGGCAAGUCCCUUCAACCUUGCUGUUCCUCAGCUGCCCCAUCAUACACUAACGGAGAGAAGAUGGCACUGAUUUCUAAAAACAGCCUUUCCAACUAUAUAUGGAAAAAUGAUCCAUAAGGAUGGAAUUAUACAUUAUGACCAGUGAGGAUUUGGGCAGGCUGAGCUUCUGCCCUGGCACAGCCUGUKUUACCUACCCUGUGCUUAACCAUUGAAAUGCAACCUGGGAGACAAAAAGCAUGUCCUAAAACUGGGAGAACGUGGCUGGAUUGUGGCUGCUGUUUGUCAGGGAGGGUGGUGAUUUGCUUUCAGUGUCCCCAAAGUGUUGUAUGGCAGCCCUGGCUCAUUAAAUUGAACCUGWUUACAAAUAAUCAGCUGUUUGGUGUUGUCACAGGACUCUCCCAGGUGCCUGAGGAGGUUCUCUAAGCAUCCAGGAACACCACCUGAGGAGGGAAAGCUGCRUGGGAUCUGCUGGGGUGCUUCUCCUGCCUCAGAGAUGGCAGCCUGGUACAGCACCCAGCCUGGGCACCUGGUCCUUCUCUUCUUCAGUCCAAAAUGCUUCUGCUUUUCCUCUGAGGUAUCUGCUGUCCACUCUUUUACCUUCUUAGACCACUCUGUUUACUAUCUACACCUGRAAACUUUUCUGCACACCUUGAGUUUAUCUUUCAUUCCCAGUCCGUGCCAUGUUGGGGUUUUCCAGGCUGUGUCUGAUGAUUGCUGCAGUAUCAUUCAUGCUUCUUUUGUACCUGUUUCUACUACUACACCUUACACAAAGGAGAUGUAAUUUGUUACACAAAAUAUGCAGUGCACUGAAGUGGUGGCUCGAUUCACACAUUUGGGAGGGAGUGUAAGUUCCCUUUGCACUGCUGAGAUUUGUCUCCAGUUACCAAAUGCCUGGAAUUAAUCAAGUGUAGCUGAGGCUUUUAUGUUAACUUCUUUGGAGCAAGGG
This is a messenger RNA of Malurus melanocephalus (red-backed fairy wren), 2444 nucleotides long. RefSeq names its product NADH-cytochrome b5 reductase-like (gene CYB5R5). The transcript has 7 exons. Lineage: Eukaryota; Metazoa; Chordata; Aves; Passeriformes; Maluridae. The record is from RefSeq and is a predicted model, not a curated record. Gene Ontology annotation, molecular function: oxidoreductase activity. The coding region runs from base 135 to 1061 and encodes 308 amino acids.